AGACACUAUAAUGGAAGAUUAACCUAUAAAUACAACCUCAUAUUCUCAUCUUUUCAACACACAAGAACCCACUACAACUUCAACUACAUUCUUCUUCUUCUUCUCUUUAAUCAUUUUCAAUCCUUUCAUAGGCCAUCAUGGGUGUUUUCGUAUACGAAACCGAGUUCAGCUCUAACAUCUCUCCAACUAGGUUGUUCAAGGCCUUGAUCCUUGAUGGGGACAACCUUAUCCCAAAGAUUGCCCCUCAAGCAAUCAAACAAGUUGAGACCCUUGAAGGAGAUGGAGGAGCUGGAACCAUCAAGAAGAUCACUUUUGGUGAAGGGAGUAGUUUUAAGUAUGUGAAACACAGAGUAGAUUCCAUAGACCAAGACAACUUGUGUCACUCUUACACUUUGAUUGAAGGAGAUGCUUUAACAGAUAAGCUUGAGAAAAUCUGUUAUGAGACAAAGUUGGUGGCAUCUCCUGAUGGAGUUGGCUCUGUCAUUAACACUGUCAGCAAGUACUACACUAUUAAUGAUGCUGAAAUUAAGGAAGAAGAUGUUAAACAAGGCAAAGAGAAGGCUUCUCAGCUAUUCAAGCUCUUUGAAAAAUACCUUAAUGACCAUCCUGAUGCAUACAACAACUAAAACAUGUUGAAUUUCAUCUCACAAUAUGUGUUUCUCAAGUUCCCUAUGUGUCAUCUUUCUUCUAAUAAGAGUGUGAGAGUUGCUACUUAUCAAAUGUAUUCUUUUGGGGGCAAAAUAAAAUCUAAUAAUGUUACAAAAUUCUAAAAUAACAAA
This is a messenger RNA of Cannabis sativa, 779 nucleotides long. Its product is annotated as major allergen Pru av 1. The record is from RefSeq and is a predicted model, not a curated record. Gene Ontology annotation, cellular component: nucleus; cytoplasm. Gene Ontology annotation, biological process: abscisic acid-activated signaling pathway; defense response. NCBI's taxonomy places the organism in Eukaryota, Viridiplantae, Streptophyta, Magnoliopsida, Rosales, Cannabaceae. The coding region runs from base 138 to 626 and encodes 162 amino acids. The transcript is spliced from 3 exons. Gene Ontology annotation, molecular function: signaling receptor activity; protein phosphatase inhibitor activity; abscisic acid binding.